Cherax quadricarinatus is the source of this 5551-nucleotide messenger RNA. Its product is annotated as dynein regulatory complex subunit 3-like. Gene Ontology annotation, cellular component: cilium. NCBI's taxonomy places the organism in Eukaryota, Metazoa, Arthropoda, Malacostraca, Decapoda, Parastacidae. The record is from RefSeq and is a predicted model, not a curated record. Gene Ontology annotation, molecular function: protein binding.
GGGUGACUGCCACCCACAGGCUGGGUAUGAGAUGACUACCACCUAUAUUAUGGGUAUGGGAUGACUACCAUACACAGGAUGGGCGCGGGAUGACUACCACUUACUGGAUACAUUAAUGUUAAUAAAGUAGUAUUAAGUAAAUAAGUAUCCUGCAUGACAGAUGUGUUAACUAAAUACAGUCAGCUCUUGGUGUAACCUUACAAAAUAUUAUAUCAGAAUUCUUGCACAAAGCGACGUAUACAAUUUUUCCUAAUAAAAAGUCCAAACAUGAAUGUUGCCAUGCCAUGGUAACCAUAGCAACGAGGACGCCAAACCAAGCGUCUCAUUGCUAGACAAAACUUGCACCUGAAAACUUUAAGACAUAAACAGAGACGUUUGUUAAUGUGAAAGCAAUUGAAAAGGAGUUAUUUGACGAAUGAAAUGUAAAUUUUCCCAGUAAGCUGAGACAUAUUAGUGAGAGCCUUCAGGAUGAGCUCCAAAUGGGGGACAAAAGGUAAAGAUGGUGAUAUGACAGGGUCGACUAGUGAAAAUGACACAGACGGAGAGAAGAGUGAUGAGAAUAGUCAGGACUUAGAGAAUGUGAUGAGUCUCUGCAAGGAGUCAUCUAGCGGCAUCAUGGCUACUGUCUCAUCACUACGCUCAACGCUGCAGUCGACGAGGCGGAUAGACGGGGAAGUGGAUGAAGAUGAUGGCAAAGAGGUGGGCGUGAUUUGUGGGCGUGAAUGGGUGGAGAUGGACCCCCUGACUCUUCAAGUGGUGGGGGAGGCGCUGGAGGAACAGGAACCCCACCUUCCCACCCUCACCCACGCCAACGCUGCCACGGCAACCGCCCACGUCAAGUGUCUCUCCCUCCAGUUUAAAAGUCUGGGGAGUCUGGACUUCCUGUGGAUGUUGACUAACCUGAGGAGGCUGGAGGCUAGCAACAACGCCCUGACCCACACCAGAGGACUGGAGAGGCUCAUCAACCUCACCUGGCUCGACCUCUCCUUCAACCAGAUAACUGACGUAAGCAGCUUGAAGACUUUACGUCGUCUUGAGGUGGUGUCUCUCCACAACAACUGUAUUAGUCAACUAGACCGAGGUACCUUCCAGCCCCUGCUCAACCUCCACCUCCUCACUCUGGCCAACAACCGCAUCUCACACAUGCAAGACGUACGGACUCUGCGACAAGUUCGCAACCUGGCGAGUCUGAGUCUGGCGAACAACCCGCUAUGUGAUGACCACUACCCAGCGAACGUUCUGGCCAUCCUCCCAGGCCUGGUGUACUUCGAUCACCGCCUUCUCACCCCAGAAGACCACGCCCGCGCCUCCCACCAGUACAGGUCGGAGGUGGAGGUGGUGGAGGCACAGGAGGAGAAGGUCCAGAAACAGGAGGAGGAGGAAGCAGUGACAAGGAGAUCGCAGGAACAUCACUGUCGAGCAGGAGUCCUCGCCCUCAACGACGGUUCUCUCUUCUCCAGGAUGUUCAGAGGAGAUAAGGAUAUGGGGGUUCUCCUCCACCUUCCCGGCGCCAACGCUCUCAUGACCAAGUAUCGGGAUCAGUUCAACGCUGUGUGUCUGCGGGUUUUCAACGCGGGUCUGGCGCACGAAGAUGAACGCCAGAGGGAACAGAAACUCUUGCAAGAGGCUCUUAACACCGCCAAAAACGACGCAGAUAAGCACGCCAGAGGGGUGGUGCGUCGGGUGGAAGCAGAAGUAGAGAUGGUAGUAGCAGCCGCCAGGGAACUAAGGGAAGCAGAAGAAGCCAGUCUUGGAGAUGACCAAGAGGCUCACACUACCAGGGUAGCCAAGGCUGUAGCACUCAAGGAGCAGUUUGACACAUUACUGGACGAAGCCUCACAAGAACUCCUCACUGCUGAGGUCACACUUGCUGACCAGGUCAAGGAUGUGGUAGAUCGUGCCAGAGAUGAGCUGGGCAAUCUUGUGGGAAACUUCCUUGAACAAGCUGCUACAGAACUGGAGGAAGGUCGUCGCCUCGCGUACACCUUCUACUGUCGUCUCCGGGAGCUUACAGCAAAAAUAGUUGAUGAUGGUGGGGCAGGUGGCAAAGGUGCAGAUGAAGAGAGAACAGCAAGAGUAUUUGAGGGCAGUGACACACUGACAGCAGCUUUAGCAGGGAUCCAUGACCGCCACCUGGCAUUGAUAGACUCUCGAGAAGCUGAUCUAAGGCAACACUUGCAACAGUGGCUCACUGAUACACUGGAUGACAUCUCAAAAGAAGAGUGGGCACGACACCGAAGUCGUGUGGAAGAGAUCACAACCUUGACAGCCAGACAGCGGCAGCUUCUGUACGAUGCAUUACCAAGCAUACAUGAAUAAUGACCUACUGGCCAAAUAAAAUUUAAUCAGAAUUCAUCAGAAUGGCAAGUACAAUGCCUGCAUUCUAAAGGAGGGAUUUGGGAUAUUUGCUGUUUAGAGGGACAUCUAAACUGUCGUAUCUGCUUGUCUCUUGCAAGACAGUAAUACUGUGAAUGAUGGUGAUAGCGUUUCUUUUCUGGGUCACCCUGCCUCAGUGGGAGACCAAGGUAGGUGAGGUAGUCAAAUUAUACAGUGGUACCUUGACUUCAAGGUACCACUGCAUAAGUUUAAUUCAUUCCGUGACCAAAGUCGUACCUCAAUUUGCUCGUAUGUCAAAUCAAUUUUCCUCACUGAAAUUAAUUGAAAUGCCAUUAAUCCAUUCCAGCCCCCAAAAAACCACCCUAAUUUUUUUUGUUACGGGUUUUUAAAUAAGAAAAAUGUAUUUAUGAAUAAGAAAUUAUUUUUGCCUUUUUCACCAGGUCCCAGCAAUGUUUUAGAAAUGCUGGGGUAUAUAUGAAAUUCCUUGAAGCACGGUGUAAGAUGAGUGUCACUCCACUGCUGACAGUGCAGCAGUGGAGUGAUAUUUGAUGAUCGUGCACUGCCUUGGCUUUAUUUUUCACUGUCACACAAACAUGUCUAUCUGUUUCUGUCUAGCUCUAUGUUUAUCUCUGUCUUUGCUUAUCUGUCUUUCUGUCUUCCUGUCUCUCUACUUGUCUCUCUCUCAGAGAGAGAGCUGCUCAUGAACCAACAGGUAUUACACAUGAUGCAGAGUUGUCACGUCUGAUUCCUGAACAAGUGAAAAUAUGUAUUACUUGCCAGUCUUCAAGCAGGCACUGGACAAGCACCUAAAGUCGGUACCUGACCAACCGGGCUGUGGCUCGUACAUUGGAUUGUGUGUAGCCAGCAGUAACAGCCUGGUUGAUCAGGCUCUGAUCUACCAGGUGGCCUGGUCACAGACGGGGCCGCGGGGGUGUUGACCCCAGGAACUCUCUCCAGGUAAACUCCAGGUAUGCCUUAUACCUACAAGCAUAGUUUAGCACUGUCUUGAUUUUUUGGGUUAUCCUAGGUAAUUUACACUAUGUAUUGAUGAGGGAAAUAAGGCGAGUGGUGCGUUGAGGUAUAUGUGGAGUCAAAAAAUGUUAUCUAUGGAGGCAAAGAAGGGAAUGUAUGAAAGUAUAGUAGUACCAACACUCUUAUAUGGGUGUGAAGCUUGGGUUGUGAAUGCAGUAGUGAGGAGGCGGUUGGAGGCAGUGGAGAUGUCCUGUCUAAGGGCAAUGUGUGGUGUAAAUAUUAUGCAGAAAAUUCGGAGUGUGGAAAUUAGGAGGUGUGGAGUUAAUAAAAGUAUUAGUCAGAGGGCUGAAGAGGGUUUGUUGCGGUGGUUUGGUCAUUUAGAGAGAAUGGAUCAAAGGAUGACAUGGAGAGCAUUUAAAUCUGUAGGAGAAGGAAGGUGGGGUAGGGGUCGUCCUCGAAAAGGAUGGAAGGAAGGGGUAAGGGAGGUUUUGUGGGCGAGGGGCUUGGACUUCCAGCAGGCAUGCAUGAGCGUGUUCGAUAGGAGUGAAUGGAGACAAAUGGUAUUUGGGAUCUGACGAUCUGUUGGAGUGUGAUCAGGGUAAUAUUUAGUGAAGGGAUUCAGGGAAACCGGUUAUUUUUAUAUAGCCGGACUUAAGUCCUGGAAAUGGGAAGUACAAUGCCUGCACUCUAAAGGAGGGGUUCGGGAUAUUAGCAGUUUGGAGGGAUAUGUUGUGUAUCUUUAUACGUAGUAUAUGCUUCUAAACUGUUGUGUUCUGAGCACCUCCGCAAAAACAGUGAUUAUGUGUGAGUGUGGUGAAAGUGUUAAAUGAUGAUGAAAGUAUUUUCUUUUUGGGGAUUUUCUUUCUUUUUGGGUCACCCUGCCUUGGUGGGAGACGGCCGACUUGUUGAAAAAAAAAAAAUAACUAUUUGUGUGUACUUGUUAGAUAAGAGACAGCCAACGCAAAUCAACCAGCCAGCCGGCCUGCCGAACAUGUGUUACACAUAUUCCAGAAUUGUUUCUCUUUACUUAGGGCAUACGUUAUAGAACAUUCUGGCAGGAUGACAUUACCAGUGAUAUCAAAAUUGAAAGGAUGUUACACAUUGGUUAUCUAGGUUUUUGAUAUUUCCUCGGUGUCUCCUGUGAGUGGCGGUGUAUCUGAAGCUCACUUUUAACUCAAGUUUUGGCUCACAACACAAAGUAAAAAAUUGACCGAGCGAUGGCUCGUAACUCAGAAAACUUGUAAGUUGGGGCUCUCGUAAGUCAAGGUACCACUGUAUAUCCAAAUAUUACAAUGGAGCAACACAUGAAGGAUCAAUGUACAGCAAGAUAUACUUAUUAUUAAAACAUUUAUAGUAAAACAUAUGUACAGUUUAUGAAAUAGUAUUCAGCAGUGACAAGUUCCCAGUGAAAUAUAAUCAACAUAGGUAAGAUACAAGAAAGCUUGUGUUAAAUGUCAUGAAGAAAGUUUUUCAGUAAAAGUAAGUCUAACUCUGUAGUCACCACAAUAAUUUAAAUAAACUCUACAAUAUAUAUAAAAAUAUCUUGGUAAAUCUAGAGUACAUGUGAAUUUUUCUAUAAUAGCACAAACACUUGGAUGCUUGCUACCCUAAUUUCCAACUAAGCACCUAAUUAUUAUUAUUAUAAUAAAAAAGAAGCACUAAGCCACAAGGGCUAUACAGCACUAAGCACCUAAGUACUGAGCCAUCUUAUUUCACUGAAAUAUUCAUUAUGUAGAAUAAUGCCCUAAAUAUUUAAUCAUGUUAGCAAUAUUAAAAUUGUAGUUUAUUCUAAAAAAUAUUCUGACAGCUAUUUUGAAAUUUACCUAGUAAUAUAUUGUCAGUUAAAUUUAUUUUAGUGUUAUAAAUAAAUUAUAUUAUAUUAUAAAUAAAUUAUAUUAUAGGUAGUAGGUUGGUAGACAGCAACCACCCAGGGAGGUACUACCAUCCUGCCAAGUGAGUGUAAAACGAAAGCCUGUAAUUGUUUUACAUGAUGGUAGGAUUGCUGGUGUCUUUUGUCUGUCUCAUAAACAUGCAAGAUUACAGGUACGUCUUGCUACUUCUACUUACACUUAGGUCACACUACACAUACAUGUACACGUUUAUUUAUACACACUCACCUGAGUUUUCUUUGAUUUUAUCUUAAUAGUUCUUGGUCUUAUUACUUUUCCUUUUAUAUCCAUGGGGAAGUGGAAUAAGAAUCUUUCCUCCAUAAGCCAUGCGUGUUGUAAAAGUCAACUAAAAU